GCCCAAGCCCAAGCACAGUUACUUAGUGACAUUGUUCUUUGCUCUGUAAACCCUUACUCAAUCUCUCUCUGGCUUUUCUUCGAUUCUCUCUGUAAACCCUAGAAAUAUAAUCAACCUCGUUCUGAUCGGAGAUCGGAGGAGAGUAGGAAUUCCGUUUCAAUCAUUGGCUGGUUAACACAAUUACUUCAGAACAAUUUCUUAUACACUGAAUAACCUUGUUUUGGAAUCGUGAUUAUAUCGAAGAAGACGGAAACUCCCCACUCGCAGACGAUCGAACCCUAAGCGUGUCUAUAUAAUCAAAACUCUUUAAGUCCACAUGGCCGACGAUGAUUACAACGAAGUCGAUAUGGGUUACGAGGAUGAGCCCCCAGAACCUGAAAUUGAAGAAGGUGCAGAGGAUGAUGUAGAGAAUGCUACUGAUGACCUUCCUGGGGACGCCAUUGAAACUGAGGAAAAAGAAGAAACAGAAGCUGUCGAACGUCCUCGUAGAACUUCGAAAUUCAUGACGAAGUAUGAACGGGCAAGAAUCUUGGGCACGCGUGCCUUGCAGAUCAGCAUGAAUGCACCAGUGAUGGUUGAGUUGGAAGGUGAAACAGAUCCACUUGAGAUUGCUAUGAAGGAGCUUCGGCAGCGGAAGAUUCCCUUCACCAUUCGCCGUUACCUGCCUGAUGGGAGUUAUGAGGACUGGGGUGUUGAUGAACUGAUUGUGGAGGACUCAUGGAAGAGGCAGGUUGGUGGUGAUUGAAGCUACUCACUUGGUCAUGGAGAUCUGUAUCAUUAGGAAUUUUCUGAAAGUUUUUAUAUGGAUUUGAACAUUUUGGUGCUUAGAAUUUAUCUUUUGUACUUGUCAAAUCUGAUGAUGAAUAUGCUAAUGACUAGGGAAAAAUUAUAUUUAAACAUCAAAAAAAAAAUCAGGCCUCCAUCUUCUACACCUACCGACAAAAUCUAUACAAGAAUACCAUAACAAUUAGAAAAUAUCCAUUAAUUUCAGUGUGAUUGAAAAAAAAAAAAGUGAAAUCGACGUCAAAUAAAUAAUCAUGACAAAAUAAAUGUAAAAUAAUUGUGAAACAACAUUAAAACAAAUCAAACAAAAGAAAGAAAAAUAUGAUUAAAAAAAAUUAAAAAAUAUUUUGCACAGACUCAAUAUUCAAUGCAAUAGCAGUUAUAUUUGUAAGUCUAAUCUUAAAAAAUCAGAAUAAAAAAAUUACUAAAACAACACAAAAACAAAUGUAAAAUAAUAAGCAGACAUAACUACUUAGAAAAGCAAAAAAGAACCACACACCUUAAAACUUUUUUUCUAGUGAGCUCGUCAAAUGUAUUUUUUAGGCGAACCAAAAUAAAAAAAAUAACCACAAAAUAACCAUAGAGAAGGAAGAAGAAAUGUAAUUUAUAGCCUCCAUCUUCCACACUCACGGAUAGAACCAUCACAACACCACGAGAACACUCAGAAAUCAAUCAUUAAUUCCAGUGGGUGUGGUAGUUCUAUCUGUGGGUGUGGAAGAUGGAAGCUAUAAAUUAUAUUUUUUCUUACUUCUCUAUGAUUAUUUUGUGGUUUUUUAUUUUUUUUUUAUUUUUGUUCUCCUAUAAAUACAUUUAACGAGCUCAUUAGAAAAAAAUAAAAAUUGAGGUGUGUGGUUCUUUUAUAUUUUUCUAAGUGGUUAUAUCUGCUUAUUGUUUUACAUUUAUUUUUGUGUUGUUUUAGUAGUUUUUUAAUUCCAAUUUUCUAAGACUGGGUUUGCAAAUAUAACCGCUAUUGCAUCUGGUAUUGAGGCUGUGCAGAAGAUUGUUAGUUUUUAAUCAUUUUUUCCUUUUCUUUUGUUUAAUUUGUUUUAGUGUUGUUUUACAGUUGUUUUGCCUUGAUUAUUUAUUUGACGUCGAUUUCACUGUUUUUUCUCAAUCUCACCGGAAUUAAUGGUUGUUUUCCGAUUGUUCUGGUGCUCCUGUGGUGGUUCUAUCUGUGAGUGUGACAGAUGGAGGCCUCAUUUUUUUUUUUUUUUGGUGUUUACAGUAUAAAAGAAAAGAAAAAAUAGGCCAGGACAGUAUAAAAGUUAUUUAUGCCGUGUAGCAGUAUUUUUGUAAAGAUUGAACCAAAAGUCAGUAUUUUUGUAAGUUUCCUUAAAAAAAACUAACAGUGUGCUUAUUUGGUAAUUAAAAAAAUAUUUUUAUAAUAUUUUUAAUUAAUCAAUUCACUAAAUAUCAAGUUUUAGA
This is a messenger RNA of Cannabis sativa, 2208 nucleotides long. Its product is annotated as DNA-directed RNA polymerases II, IV and V subunit 6A. Gene Ontology annotation, biological process: DNA-templated transcription. Gene Ontology annotation, cellular component: RNA polymerase II, core complex; RNA polymerase I complex; nucleus. NCBI's taxonomy places the organism in Eukaryota, Viridiplantae, Streptophyta, Magnoliopsida, Rosales, Cannabaceae. The record is from RefSeq and is a predicted model, not a curated record. The coding region runs from base 317 to 745 and encodes 142 amino acids. Gene Ontology annotation, molecular function: DNA binding; DNA-directed RNA polymerase activity. The transcript is spliced from 7 exons.